UUAAAGUAUGGAAUCAGAAAACCUUACAGUAUUAUUGCUACACAAGCACCCCAAAUAUCUGAAGCCAUGUUGCGAUCUAAUAAACGACGAAUGGCCGCGCAGCGAGACAGUCAGGAUGAUGUCCCUUCAAGCUUCGUGCGACAAUCUGCCUACUAGCUUGAUCCUGGUCAACGAUGAUAAACAACUCCUAGGGCACCUUAAACUCACACCCAUACCGGCCAUACCCGAAGGCUGUUUUGUAGAAACUGUAGUUAUAAGUAGAGCCUUACGUGGAAAGAAACUAGGUAGUUUUCUCAUGAGAAAAGCUGAAGAAUAUUGUAAGCAAGUUCUCAAGUUAGAGAAAGUUUAUCUAUCUACGAAGGGCCAAGAGAAUUUCUACGCCAAGUUGGGGUAUGCGAUCUGCAAACCUGUCUCUAUUUAUGGCAGUGGUUUGCCGAAUAGAUAUAAGCCACAGCCACCUCUAUGUAAGGUCGAGAAUCCUGUGCCACGGGUAGUUAGUAAUUCACCGAGCGGAGUGCCACCUCCCCCACCCCCACCGAUGCCAGACAAUAAUGUAAAUAAUAAUUCUAUUAAUACAAUCAAAAGUAGCAAGACUUAUAUGUUUAAAUACAUUUAAUUGUUUUAUGUAAUCAUUACGUUUAUUAAAUAUUUUGACAAAUUCUUUCUGCGUAUUAUUGAUACUUAAAUUUUCAGCUAGGAUGGAAUUUUACGGGUAUCUUUAUAACAAUACCAAUUGGUA
Ostrinia furnacalis (Asian corn borer) is the source of this 739-nucleotide messenger RNA. It is a transcript of the gene Naa80, whose product is annotated as N-alpha-acetyltransferase 80. The coding region runs from base 8 to 616 and encodes 202 amino acids. Gene Ontology annotation, cellular component: cytoplasm. Gene Ontology annotation, biological process: protein acetylation. Lineage: Eukaryota; Metazoa; Arthropoda; Insecta; Lepidoptera; Crambidae. The record is from RefSeq and is a predicted model, not a curated record. Gene Ontology annotation, molecular function: N-acetyltransferase activity; acetyl-CoA binding. The transcript has a single exon.